AUGCCUCAUAUGUGGUUAUUUAUCAUUACCUACUUACUAAGGCAAGGAGUGAGCAAAGCCAGCCAAUGUACUUCACAAGGAAGGUUCCCUAAUCAAUUCAACGAGUGUCGCGGUUUUACUAUGUGUAUAAGUGGGGCGGCUGGAUACAUGGAAUACAAUCUUACUUGUUCUGAAUCAUUCAUUUUCAGCCAUAUCGAAAACUUAUGUACUAAUGUUACCAGUUACAAAUGCUUUCCGGAUUACAAUUGUACCGAAGUAGGAAAUUUUGAGGCUGAUUCAACUGAAAAUUGCAGAGCAUUUAUAUCUUGUGUAGAAGGUAUAAGUGGUAUGGUUAAACCAAGAUGGAUCGAAUGCCCGCAAGGAACACUGUUCAAUAUUACUGAAAAGUCCUGUGUUAAUGAAACUUUGCAUAAAUGCAAUAAACUUGAUAAAUCCUCAAGUGACCCCACGGUGUUAAAAUAUAUGCCGAACUUUUCUGGUAAUUUCUCUGUUAAUAAAGCUGCAACCACAAAUCUUAAUAUAAUUGUAUUGUUUUCUAUUUCAAUUAUGUUUAACGUAAUAAAGUAA
Parnassius apollo (apollo) is the source of this 567-nucleotide messenger RNA. Lineage: Eukaryota; Metazoa; Arthropoda; Insecta; Lepidoptera; Papilionidae. The record is from the annotation of a GenBank genome assembly.